Acanthaster planci (crown-of-thorns starfish) is the source of this 2782-nucleotide messenger RNA. RefSeq lists its product as uncharacterized. The record is from RefSeq and is a predicted model, not a curated record. NCBI's taxonomy places the organism in Eukaryota, Metazoa, Echinodermata, Asteroidea, Valvatida, Acanthasteridae.
AAUUAUUUUAUCGUAUGUGUCUUCAGUAUAGUAGUUGAAAACUGAAAGAAUUAUGCCGCAGGACGUGAGUUGGAGAAUUCCUCUACCGACAUUGGACCUAGGCGCAGGGGAAAAAAUUAACUUGAGGUUGAGGUCAGUUCGCCAUCAUCGAAAUGGACAAACUCGAAAAGUUCCAAUCGUAGAUCGUCCGCUCAAACCCCAGCUGAAAAUGGAAGAAGCCAUCCAGAGUUUCUUACCAUCGCUGAAGCCCAAGCCCGUGGCCAAGGAGCUCAUUAUCACAUCACGGACGCCUUCUCCAUGCUCAAAGGCCAGGCCAGUGCCUCACCUGCCACGUGCGUGCAUCCCCGUCUGGGGGACUGAUGACACGUCCCGCAGUGCGACCUACAACUGCCAUCUGUGCUGGGGGUUGGCGAAAUGCAACCCUGAGAUGCAUCCACAGAAUCUGCCGUCGAUCUCGGACACUGUGAGCUGGGCCUUCAGAGCCAAGAAAGAGAGGCUGAAGUCCGCCAGGCGCCAUGGGGGUGUUGCCAAGGACAAGAAGGCCAGGCGGAAAGAUAUCACCAAAGGGCAAGGUCCAGCAACACUAAAGGUGGAUGCAUGGUUGCAGACUGAUGCAUGCCCUGUGGAUGGAGAAAACCUUAAACUGUCUGAGCUUGGCAGUGAUAUUGUUUUGUUCCCUGGAACUACUCCCUCCAAUAACGUCACACUGGCGCUCCCUGCCAUAAAGGGGGCGGACACCAUCCUCCCCCAGCAUGUUGUGCCGCUUACAUUCUCCAAGGAGAAGCUCCAAGAUAUGCCAAGAACUGCCUGCCAUAGGGAACCCUGCAGCGACAAGAGGUGCCGGGCCAGCAGCCCAGCAGAUCACACAACGUGGGCAACGAAGCGAUUCACCAACAGGAUGUAGUGAAUUUAAAAUUUGAGAGGCCACGUUUUUGAUGAGACUAUAAAGUAUGCUCUUGAAUAUUUAAUCAUGAUCAUGAAUAAUGUAAUAUUCAGAUGAAGUGUUGUCCUUCUGGACCAGUUGCAUACAAUGACACGCUUCAGUCAAUCCACAGAAACCGGGAUAUGUUAAUAUAUGUCAAUGGUGCAUGUAUUUAAGGUACAUGCAUCAUCCCUUUGCUAAGGCCAGGCCCAGAGAAAUUUCUGGUUUGUCCACUGUCACACCUACAAUACUGCACUGUGUUAUGUACAAACAACCAUCUCAAAUCUGCAUCAGUGUCACUAGAGUCAGCCAAAUAUGUAACAAACAGAUUGAAUAGUACUUCAUUUAAGACACAGCCCAGUAAAAUACCAACAGAGAGUCCCCGCUCUGCCUAUUUUUUUGAGAAGUUGCUUUGGGACAUUCAACCCAUAACCAUGUUGGGACUGUGUUUUUGUAACACAAUCCGAUUCUCUUUUGUUCAAGGAACGUGCUCUUUUUGAUAUGAAAAUUCAUCCAACAUGUCAAAGGUUGCCUGCCUUAAAUCACCUAUGCUACUUCCUUCGACUGCAGAUCUCUUACUUCGAGGUUAUCAUUCCCAGGCAAACUAGAUCAAGGAAGUCAUUUUGCACUUGGAAGUCAUCCUUUGGUGAGUUGAUAAGCGGUAAGACAGGAACUGUUCGAUGUGGAUGCUGGAGCAAUUGUUGAAGAUCAUGCACUGUGAAGGAUUUGGGUUCGUUUAGCAAACAACACACACUACAAACAGUUUUUGAUCCAGAAAACGAGGAACUAUAGAAAAAGUAAAACAAAGAUAUUGCAUGCAUUUUCGAAUUAUUUGGUGGUAGCUUAAAAUUGGUGUCAGUCAACUGCCCCUUUAUCUGUGUUCUUUCUGAUGAUUCAUCCAAAUGUGGGAGAAUGAAUUGUCCUCCAAGAAGUGUAUGACUCAAGUCAUUACCACGUUAGGUAAUAUCAGGACUCUCUUUUCUUCAUUUGUGGAAGACUGAGACACAACGCAAUAGGGCAUAAUUUAAAUGGUCAAUGCACCUGAUAAGCAACAAUUCCUCUGUCACUCUUCACCACCUGAACAAACAUUUGUUAAAUCGUUUUUGGACCUCUGGUUUUUAAGGGGAAAAAUCCCACUUGGCUCCCCAUUCCGGACUCAAACUUAGGUGAACCACUAGGUACCUGUAUUAAGCACCGCAUGGGAACUUCGCCCCGCUUUUCAACUCCAAACCUGCAAGUCAGGAUUGCCAAGCAUCGAUCAAUAUGCUGUAAAAAUUUGAACAUCGCCCUCUUGUGCCCACAUGAGAAAACAACUUGAGAUUUGUUGACAACAUGAUAUUAACUCUUAAAGAACUUUUUAGGGGUCGAAUGGCUUCAACAAUGGUGACAAACACAGUCCCCCUCCGCAAAUAUGUCCUGGAUCCGCCCCUGCUGCUUCCUUUUAAUUCUCAGGUUCCCAAAAUUAAAAAAGUCAACUUGGGUUUCAAUUAAUUCUGCCGAUUUCUAAAUAAGACCAGGUAAAGGCAGUUUGAGUACCAAGAGAACAUUUCCUGAGAAGCACCCAAAGUUUCCGGAGAUGAACAAACUUGUUCUAUUGUAGACUGACAUACAUUUCACUAAUCAGCAUAAUUUUCUACUGAUUUUCCUUUCAUUUUACAGAGCCUAGCUUGAGUCUUAGAUCAAAAUAUGAAACUUGAUUUUGAGUACUUAUACCGGUAUGUUUAGAUUACAAAUUUAAAAAAGUUUUCAUUCUAAUUAUUUUAAUGAAUGUUAAAGUUUAUUUUGUAUUUGCACCUGAUAACUAGAGAGUCUGUGUUGGUCCUGUCAAUUUCAUCAAUAAAAUGUUAUUUUAAAGAGGUA